Molecule: messenger RNA, 2130 nt
Organism: Monoraphidium neglectum
Lineage: Eukaryota; Viridiplantae; Chlorophyta; Chlorophyceae; Sphaeropleales; Selenastraceae
Exons: 15
Coding region: 1-2130 (709 amino acids)
Molecular function (GO): ATP binding; DNA binding; ATP hydrolysis activity
Source: RefSeq, a predicted model, not a curated record
AUGGGCGCGAACGUCCCGCGCGGCGAGACGGCUGGCGCUGUGAUGGUGAUCGAGGGCGUGACCGUACAGGUUGGCGAGCGCGACCUGUUGCAGGACGUUGACUGGCGGCUGAUGCCGGGCCACAGGGUGGGCCUGGUCGGCGCCAACGGGGCCGGCAAGUCGACGCUGCUCAAGGCCCUCGCCGGGCUCAAGUCGGUGCGCUGCGCGCGCGCGCGUGCUGUGCGUGCUGUUCGCGCGGUGAAUGGCAAGCUGGUGGUGGCCCCCAAGGUGGAGCUGGGAUACCUCGAGCAGACAGCGGUCAGCGGCAGCACGCGCUCCGUCUGGGACGAGGCGCGCAGCCAGAUGAGAGCCAUUGUGCGCGCCGAGGCGGCCAUGACCGAGGCGAGCGAGGCGAUGCUGGCUGGUGACCCCAAGGCCAGCGACCGCCUGGCCGACGCGCAGGAUGCCUUCGAGGCCGCGGGCGGCUACGACGCCGACCGCCGCAUCGGCGGCGUGCUGUCGGGCCUGGGCUUCGCGCCCGAGCAGUGGCACAAAAGCUGCGCGGAGUUCAGCGGCGGCUGGCAGAUGAGGAUUGCUCUGGCGCGCCUGCUGCUGAGCGAUGCGGGGCAGGCGGCGUCCAAGGGUGCGUCUGGCGGGCUUCUGCUGCUGGACGAGCCUACCAACCACCUGGACAGUGCGGCAGUCAAGUGGCUCUCCGGCUUCCUGGCCACCAGCGGCGGCACCCUGGUGCUGGUUUCACACGACGAGGCGCUGCUGGAGGGCGCAUGCGAUCGGAUCUGCGAGGUCCGAGGCAAGAAGCUCCACCACUUUGCCGCCGGCUACAAGAAGUUCCUCGAGAUGCGUGAGGAGCGCGAGACCAUCGCCGCCGCCACCGCCGCCGCCACCCAGGCAGAGAUAGAGCGCCUCGAGGCCUUCGUGGCCCGCUUCGGCGCCAAGGCGUCGAAGGCCAGCCAGGCGCAGUCGCGGCAGAAGCAGCUCGACAAGCUGAGGGAGAGCGCGCCGGAGAUACCCGCGGCGUCGAGCGGCGCGGGGCCGGGGGACGCCCGGAAGGUGGCCCUGAAGCUGCCGCCCCCGCCCCCCUGCUUCACCGAUGUCCUGGAGCUGCAGGAUGUCGCCACAGGCUGGGGCUCACCGGACGCCGGCCGGCCGCCGGUCGUGUCCGGCGUCAACGCCGUCAUCCAGAAGGGCCAGCGCGUGCUGGUGCUGGGGCCGAAUGGGGCCGGCAAGAGCACGCUGCUCAAGACCAUCGGCGGCACCGUCCAGCCCUGGGCGGGCAGGGUGAAGCUGGGGGAGGGCGCCAAGCUGGGCAUCUUCUCACAAGACCUUGCGCAGGAGCUGCCCCUGGACCGCCCCGCGCUGGACUAUGUGUGCGAGAAGGCGCGCGAGGAGGACUCCAGCAUCACCCUGGAGAAGUGCCGCCAGGCGCUGGGGGCGCUGGGGCUGGUGGGGUCGAUGGCGCUGCAGACCAUAGGCUCCCUGUCCGGCGGCGAGAAGGCGCGCGUCGCGCUGGCGGUCUUUGCCCUGGUGCCCGCCAACGUGCUGCUGCUGGACGAGGCGAGCAACCAUUUGGAUGCACAGACCAUCGAGACCCUCACAGGGGCCCUGCGUGAGUUCAAGGGCGCCAUCAUAGCCAUCACCCACAACAGGUCCUUCGCGGAGAGCCUGCAGGCCACCCACAUCCUGCGCGUCCAGAACGGCGGCGCCAAGCUGUCAUACAACGACGGCCUCAGCGACGCCGACUUUGAGCACCCCAACGGCAGGAGCGCGACAGCGGCGGCCGCGGCGCCGGCGGCGGGGAAGAAGGGCGGCGGCAAGGCGAAGGGGGCCGCGGCAGCAGCGGCGGCGGCGCCCGUGGUGGCGCCCGCGGCCAGCAGCAGCAAGCCGGCAGCGCGCAAGCGCACGACGCUGUCUUUCAAAGAGAGGGAGGAGUACGAGAAGCUGUGCAAGGCCAUGGAAGCUUCCGGGAAGGAGCAGGCGGCCCUCGAGGCCAAGGUGGCGAAGCUGGCGGCCGACCCUUCCCAGAGGGCGGCGCUGGAGGAAGCCAGCGGGAAGCUGGCCGACCUGGUGGCCAAGAGCGAGGAGAUGGAGCUGCGGUGGCUGGAGCUCGCCGAGCUGGCGGGAGACCUGUAA